GACAAUUUGACAGAUGACAGUUUCAACCAACACCCUAACAUCUGAUAGUCGGAAAAGAAAACACAGUUUUCAAGUGAAAAUUAUUCAAAAAUGACUGCGCCCAUCGCCGAAAGAUCGGACUGCAUAUUCUGUAAUAUAGUUAACAAAUUCGAAAAUACACAGAUACUGUACGAAGAUGAUGAUAUUUGCGUUUUUCCGGACAUAAAACCCGCGAGCAAGUUGCACCUUUUAAUUAUACCUAAAAGGCAUAUUGAGGACGUGAAAUGCUUAACGCCUGCUGAUAAGGAGUUAGUGAACAAAAUAUUAUUGGUAGCUCAUGAACAACUGUCUAAAAAUAAUCUAUCAUUGGACGAUGCCCGGUUAGGAUACCAUUGGCCGCCAUUCCGCAGCGUGAAACAUCUUCAUCUACACGCCAUAGCGCCCGCCUCAGAAAUGGGCUUCAUUUCGCGGCUUAUUUUCAGAAAGGACUCAUAUUGGUUUGUUUCUCCGGACUACGUCGCUUCGAUGCUUUGAUGGUGCCCUUCCAAACUAUAGUACAAUUUAAUUCCAGCUAGUGAUGAUUUACCUCUUAAAUUCAUGAUAAUAUAAUUUAUUUAGUAACAAUUUCAAAAAUAUUACGCCUACUAAAGGUAAGCGUCCACAGGUCCACAUCGUACGCAUCGCACGCAACGAAUUUUAGUUUGUCUUGUAGAGAAACUCAUACAACUGCGUCCACCGAUCCGCAUCGUACGGACCGCAUCAUCGGCAAUCCAAUCGCUGUCGACACAGUGGACGCAGUCAAUCCGUUUGAUGCGAUCUGUACGAUGCUUACAAUGCGGAUCCGUGGACGCUUACCAUAAACCUAAUUUCUUAAUUAAUAUUAUUAUGUCAUGUGUUUGCCGGGAAACGCAAGUAGUACGAAAAUUUACCUUAUUACUGGGUACUAAGGUGCAAUGUCGAAAUGUUACCAUUUAGAUAAAAUUCUAGAACAAUCAUUCCAUUUAGUCGAUUUUUAAGAAGCGCCAAUCUUUACGAUAAUAUUUUAGUAUUAAUAAGUUCUUCAAAUGUUUUCCUUGCCCAUAGUUUUAAAUUGACUUUGUUUUGUAAAUAUCGUUUCAUGUGUUAUAUUUAAUUAUUGUAUUUAUUUGAUUAGCGGGUAUGUAAUAAAGGGGUUUGCCGUUACGUUGAA
Messenger RNA from Spodoptera frugiperda (fall armyworm), 1168 nucleotides. Its product is annotated as adenosine 5'-monophosphoramidase HINT3. The coding region runs from base 91 to 513 and encodes 140 amino acids. Lineage: Eukaryota; Metazoa; Arthropoda; Insecta; Lepidoptera; Noctuidae. Gene Ontology annotation, molecular function: catalytic activity. The transcript is spliced from 3 exons. The record is from RefSeq and is a predicted model, not a curated record.